Ascoidea rubescens DSM 1968 is the source of this 1521-nucleotide messenger RNA. RefSeq lists its product as uncharacterized. The record is from RefSeq and is a predicted model, not a curated record. Lineage: Eukaryota; Fungi; Ascomycota; Saccharomycetes; Ascoideales; Ascoideaceae. The transcript is spliced from 3 exons. The coding region runs from base 1 to 1521 and encodes 506 amino acids.
AUGUCUGCUGCAGACCUCAACGACAAGGCCUUUUCCGGGCUCAUAGACCAAUCCUUCAACCGUUUUAGUGUCCAGACCCUUAAUGACAACAUCAACGUCUCCAAUUUCAACGAGUUUCUCCGGAACAACUCUAUCUUCAACGACACCAGAUUCAACCCUAAUUUGCAAGAGGACCUAAGUAAACUACAUAACAUAUCCAAUCUGAACAGCACAAGUGGUCAUGGCAACGAGUCUGCUCUAGACCAUAUAUUAAAUAGAGGGAAAACCAUCUUCAAGAAAAAAGACCACAACGACUCAAAUGAUACAAUAAAUACAAUCAACAACAACAUCUACAAUAACAACGAUUCUAAUGUUACCAAUCACAAUGACAAGCUUCAUACGUACAACAGUCAUAAAGAUACCCAAUAUCGUCACCAUUACAAUAAUAACCAAAGUUUUGAUACUUUAUCCACGAAUGGCACUAUUACCCAAGUUCUUUCUUUUGAUUCCAUUUCAAUCUCGACUGACAAUGAUACCCACUGCAACCCAAGCAACACUAAUGUUAACGCAAUUAAUACGAUCAGCAACUACAGUUUUAGUGAGAAAAGCUCACCUUCAACUGACGAGUCCAAACAAAAAAUAAAAAAAAAUAAAAAUGUCAAUAAUUUGAAAAUAAACACAAAUAUUAAUGCCAAAGACAUUGCCCAUAUCAUUCGAAAAAAAGAUAAAUUUAAUAAAAACAACGAUAUUAAUAAUACAAGGGAUCUAAACAUUAUCAAUCAUAAUCAUAAUCAAGACAGUCUCACUAGUGUUGUUGCUUCAACAAAUGAUAUCUCAACUUAUAACAGCACUGUGAAUAGUACUCUUAAUAGCACCUUAAAUAGUCCCUUUUUCAGACCAAAUGUAAUUAAAAUAUCAGUUCCUUAUUCAUCCUCCAUCAAAAGUCCAGAAAAUCUUAUAUCCCCAAUAAACUGCAUCAAUACCAAUUAUCAUGAUAAUAUAAAACCAUCUCACUCCUAUUCAAAUCACUCCUUAUCUUCUGCGGGUCAAUUUUCCUUUGAAACAAGUUCAAAUUCAAUUGAUUCUGAAAAUCGCUCAUUCUUAAAGGUGUCUAAAGUUAAUUAUUUUAAUAAAGGUAAUUCUUUUAAUUACAAUACUGAUAAUAAUAAUAAUAACUAUAAUCAUGAUACUCACUUAAUUAAAGGUGACAUAACAAAUAAUAUUAUCUCCAAUGGCAAUUUAAAUAAUAUUGAAUAUAACAAAAAUAAGAAAACUGAUAAAUUUAAAAAUAAUAGCUUGAUUAAAAGAACUAAAACUCACUUACUUCGAAAAAACAAAAGCAUGAAAAUAUUAAAUUUUAACCACAACACUCAAAAUAAAAAUAUUAAUAACGACAAUCACAAUAAUAAUAAUAAUAAUAAUAAUAAUAAUAAUAAUAAUAAUAAUAAUAAUAAUAAUAACCUUGAUUUUAACAGAAAUAACCACCACACAAAUUCUAUGCACAUUACCACAAAAACAACAUGUUUUCCCCUGAUAACCUGA